Molecule: messenger RNA, 1815 nt
Organism: Toxorhynchites rutilus septentrionalis
Lineage: Eukaryota; Metazoa; Arthropoda; Insecta; Diptera; Culicidae
Exons: 4
Coding region: 354-644 (96 amino acids)
Source: RefSeq, a predicted model, not a curated record
GUCGCCUUGCAAAGUGUUUGACAUUCAUAAACUGUGCUCUCUUUUCUACAAUUUCCACUGAUAGAUUGCAAUUUGUCUUCCCCUUCUGCCUUCGGUUCGUUAUCAACAAGUUGCUCCUUCCCAAUAAGUCUGUGUAGUGAUUAUCAAUCCGCGACUCGCACGCGUGUGUGGAUGUUCGUAUUCUCCGGGUGUUCCGUUGUUUUUAUUAAAUUUUCGUUCCUCCUAGGAAUCUUCGCGACAAAAUCUUAAUCCUAUUUCCGGCUUCUGUUUGUUAAAUAUCCUCGAAACUGCGGAGUCGUAAUUAUUGAAUCAUAGAACUUUUUGCUUCACCCUCCGGUCGCGUGGAUGAUAAAAUGAAUAAGAUAUGGGUUGCCUUCGCAGUGUUUGGCGCGAUUUCGGUUCUGCCAGCCAACGGCCGGAUUGUGAAACGCAGCUACUCGGAUCAAAGCGUGCACGGAUAUCUGACGGAGAGAACAUGCUGGUGGAACGAGGUCUGCAAAGAGGAGUUCCAGCAAUUAUUUCGCUGUAGAUGUCCACAGUGGUCUUACUGCAGAUCCCCUGGACGCUACUAUAAUGCCUACUGUUCUAUGACUAACACCGGCUACAUCUGGACACAACCCACGUGGGACUGGGAAACGGCCUAACAGAUAUUGUUUGCAGUUUUUACAAUAAAUGAAAUUUAUUUCUUGAUUCAAUUGAAUACACAACGUAUAGGAAUGUCAUCGAUCAACAAUCUGUAGAAGAAAAUAAUAUUUUCUGUCUGAAAUUCAUGACAUAAAAAGAUGGAUUGUGAGAUGAAGAUCAAAACAACAAGAAAUACGGUUCUAAAAUCAAAGUAGCAUUUCGCUAGACAAUGGCUUGAAGUAACACAUGAACAUGUUUGCUGUACAACACAAUAAUACUUUUUAGGAGGCACACUUCAGCACAGAUAAUCAGCAAACCGAUUUUAGCAAUGAUAUUCAUUGACUCAGAAAUAAAUUUCACUCUAGCCAAAACAAAUCAAGAAUAUACACAUUCGCAAUCAUUAUACAAAUAAUUGAAAUCCGCAAACGCGUCAGACCUUUCGGCAGCAACUUUGCUAACGCCAGCGCCCAGCGGUUCGUUAAGUUGCCCUGUUUUAGGUAGUAAUCGCAAUCACAAGAGACCAAACCUAGCGUGAAUAUAAUGUAAUGCUUUCAUAGAGACCAAAUAUUUUAUAUAGAUUUAUAGAAACUCACACCGUAGGACUUGAUUGGACCAUAGGCUAGUGCGUUAUAUACAGAGUGGUAUUCGAUUGUUGCGGGUGGUAGUGCUCUAUAUUGAGGAGGUUAUUGUAGCGGAGAAUGGCUAUUACUAAGGUUAUAUGUAUGAAGAAAUUAUAUCACUGUCACACCUAAGCGUAUCGAUAAAGGAAUACACCAUAUCAACUGACGUUGCUCGGUUUAUUACGCCGGAAUUCAUAACAAUUUUUAUUUCACCAAAAAAGUACCGAUUAACGACACUCAGCAUCGAAAAUUGAAAAGAAAAAAAAUUAUUUGAAUCAUAUUGAAAAGGUUUUCUCAAUUUUGGCGAAAUUUCCGACCGAAUCAUAAAAUCACUGUUGCUUCACAACAGUUACAGUAUAAAAUUUGUUCGAUUCCGAAUAGAAUAGAUGGGUUCAGUGGCAUAGAUAGAAAAAAAAUUCAUAUGUUGGUUUUCGAGCCGCUAUAUUAUACAUAUACACACAAACACAAAACUUUGAAGAAAAAAAAACAGUUGUAACUUUAAAAUAUUGCAGAAAAAUCAAUACAUCGCAUUUUGCAUCCGAGAAGAACGAAAUAAAAAACAAUGAAUCAA